Molecule: messenger RNA, 4714 nt
Organism: Coregonus sp. 'balchen'
Lineage: Eukaryota; Metazoa; Chordata; Actinopteri; Salmoniformes; Salmonidae
Source: the annotation of a GenBank genome assembly
GCUGUACCAGCUGUCCAAGGCAGGGAGGCUGUGUGUUCCUGCUAUGAACGUCAAUGACUCAGUCACCAAACAGAAGUUUGACAACCUCUACUGCUGCAGGGAAUCCAUACUGGAUGGGUACAUAUACUAAAACACACAGAUGCAGAAAUAACAUGUGUGUUUGUGUGUGUGUGUGUGUCUGUUUGUGUGUGACCUUUUACUUUUUGUGUGUGUGACCUUUGGCUUCCCAUCUCCCCCUAGGUUGAAAUGGUUGACCGGUGUGAUGUUUGGGGGAAAGCAGGUGGUGGUGUGUGGUUAUGGAGAGGUCAGUAUUGUAUUGGCACCUAUUAAACACCAAGUCUGAAUUGUUCUCUCUAUCUAUGUGUUUAUUCCAUCUGUGUGUAAGAAUGUUUCUCUUUCUACCCUCUCCUCCCCCGGCUAGGUUGGUAAAGGUUGCUCUGCCGCUCUGAAGGCCAUGGGCUCAAUAGUGUACAUCACAGAGGUGGACCCCAUAUGUGCCCUGCAGGCCUGGUAUGACUACAGAGGGUGUGUGUGAGUGUGUGUGUGUGUACAGAAAAAGGGUUAAGACAUGUAGGUGGCAGAAGCAAGUCUUUAACUAUUUGUGUUUAUGUCUCUCCCUUCUCCAGCAUGGACUGCUUCAGACUGGUCAAGCUCAAUGAGGUCAUCAGACAGGUGGACAUGGUCAUCACCUGCACGGGUAAGACAUGAUGUCAUCACCCACAGAGGUAAUGUGAAUGGUCUAGUAAAGAGACCUUAGCGUCAUGUCGACAUCACGGUUCAACCCUAACAGUCUCAACCACAACCCUAACUCUAAAGCUGAUAAUACACUAGCAAUUUUUUUGAAGCAAUAUUGCUGAGCUAUGUUGCCAGCAAUGGUUGCUGCAAAAUUUUUCCAUUGAAAAUUAGCAACUUUUUAUAAUUUUGAUCGGCAGCUCCACCAGUGGGCAAUUUUUAGGAAUCCUCCAAUCAUAGCGCAGAUAUUGGUUAUGUGAUCAGUUUGCGUUCUUAAAAUGUUGGAAACAUGGUGGCCGUUUUUGAGCUGAAGUGAGCGAAAAUGAACUCCCGUUUUGCAGUGAAAUGUUGGCUAUUCACCCAUCAAAUGUUUCCUCAUCACAAUAUUUGAUCAUGAUACGUUACUACAUACAUACUGUGUUCAGUUUGUCAUGUUUAACUGACGACAAUAUCCACGCUGGGGCAUACUAAUUGAUUAGCAUGCUAAUCAAAGCCCAUGUAUAGUCAAUGGGACAAAUUGGCAAAAUUAGCUAGCUAGCUAGCCAGAUUGUUAGCAACCUGGAAGCAGGUUGAGUGGAUGAACAGGGCAGGGGCAACACCGCUUUGUUGCUUGUUUGUUAUCUUAUGAAUUGUUGUACAGCUGUGGCAGUCAACAGGCAAUAACAAGCUAUAGGAGAUGAGUAAAUAAAUGGGGAAAUUUAGUUUUUAAUUGAUCUAUGCUUUAUAUGAAAUGUAUUAUUCAUAUCCAUAUUGUUCAUUGCUCAUCAUAGCUCCAAUGUCUCAUACCCACUCUGUUGCCAGCAACAUUGCCUCAAAACCUUGCCAGUGUAUCAUCCGUAGUAUUUUUCGCACAUCUUGUUCAAAUCAUGUAUAAGUGACUUUGUUGAGCUUCACAAUCAAUUUACAUUUACAUUUACGUCAUUUAGCAGACGCUCUUAUCCAGAGCGACUUACAAAUUGGUGCAUUCACCUUAUAGCCAGUGGGAUAACCACUUUAUAUCUCAAUAUGAGAUACUUUCAGAUUAUUUGGACAUGAUGUGCGAAAAAUGCUAACAUCGGUCCCAUGACUUGAAUGGGAUUUGUGCCACAAAUGAUAAAACGUUAGCAUGUGGAAACAUUGCCAGGGAAACUAAACCAAAGCAUGGAUUGCUGUCAUACCUUCUCCAUAGACUGCUUACAGGGUAAUGACACAAAUGUGUAAUUUUGUAAUUUAGGUCAACUAUUCCUUUAACCCUAAUUCCAACCCUAACCCUCAACCAUAACCACAACCCUAACCCUAACCCUAGCUUCAUGUCCGCAUCCCAGUUCACCCCCAACCCCCUAACCUCAGCCUCAAACCUAACGCUAACCCUAGCUCCAGCCCCAACAACCCCCCCCCCCCCAUCCUGUCAGCCUAGGUAAUGAUAGACCAUGACAGGUUAUGACAGCUUUUAACAGGAUAUAACAGCCUCAGUUUUGUCCUCAGGCAACAAGAAUGUGGUGGGAAGAGAGUAUCUGGACAGAAUGAAGAACGGCUGUAUCGUCUGUAACAUGGGUCACUCCAACACUGAGAUAGACGUGGUGAGACUUGCGUGCGUGCGUGCGUGCGUGCGUGCGUGCGUGCGUGCGUGCGUGCGUGCGUGCGUGCGUGUGUGUAUGAGGUUGACAGACUGUGUUUUUCCUCUGUCAGGUGAGUCUGCGGAGCCCAGAGUUGACCUGGGAGAGAGUGAGGUCACAGGUGGACCAUGUCAUCUGGCCAGAUGGCAAGAGAAUUAUCUUACUGGCUGAGGUCAGUGUGUGUGUGUGACCACUGAUCACUGGGUUGUGUGUGUGUGAUUCACAGUGUGUGUGUGUGUGUGUGUGUAUAUUCUCUCAGGGUCGUCUGUUGAACCUGAGCUGCUCCACGAUACCCACCUUCAUCCUCUCCAUCACCGCCACCACACAGGUCUGUCUGUCUGUCUCUCACACAGCAGGGAAAGUCAUGGUCGCAGCAAACACACAAGCUGUACUGUGGAGUGCUACAUGUACAGUGAGGGAAAAAAGUAUUUGAUCCCCUGCUGAUUUUGUACGUUUGCCCACUGACAAAGAAAUGAUCAGUCUAUCAUUUUAAUGGUAGGUUUAUUUGAACAGUGAGAGACAGAAUAACAGAAAAUCCAGAAAAACGCAUGUCAAAAAUGUUAGAAAUUGAUUUGCAUUUUAGUGAGGGAAAUAAGUAUUUGACCCCCUCUCAAUCAGAAAGAUUUCUGGCUCCCAGGUGUCUUUUAUACAGGUAACGAGCUGAGAUUAGGAGCACACUCUUAAAGGGACUGCUCCUAAUCUCAUCUUGUUACUUGUAUAAAAGACACCUGUCCACAGAAGCAAUCAAUCAAUCAGAUUCCAAACUCUCCUGCAUGGCCAAGACCAAAGAGCUGUCCAAGGAUGUCAGGGACAAGAUUGUAGUACAAGGCUGGAAUGGGCUACAAGACCAUCGCCAAGCAGCUUGGUGAGAAGCUGACAAGUUGGUGCGAUUAUUCGGAAGAAACACAAAAUAACUGUCAAUCUCCCUCGGCCUGGGGCUCCAUGCAAGAUCUCACCUUGUGGAGUUGCAAUGAUCAUGAGAAUGGUGAGGAAUCAGCCCAGAACUACACGGGAGGAUCUUGUCAAUGAUCUCAAGGCAGCUGGGACCAUAGUCACCAAGAAAACAAUUGGUAACACACUACGCCGUGAAGGACUGAAAUCCUGCAGCGCCCGCAAGGUCCCCCUGCUCAAGAAAGCACAUAUACAGGCCCGUCUGAAGUUUGCCAAUGAACAUCUGAAUGAUUCAGAGGAGAACUGGGUGAAAGUGUUGUGGUCAGAUGAGACCAAAAUCGAGCUCUUUGGCAUCAACUCAACUUGCCAUGUUUGGAGGAGGAGGAAUGCUGCCUAUGACCCCAAGAACACCAUCCCCACCGUCAAACAUGGAGGUGGAAACAUUAUGCUUUGGGGGUGUUUUUCUGCUAAGGGGACAGGACAACUUCACUGCAUCAAAAGGGACGAUGGACGGGGCCAUGUACCGUCAAAUCUUGGGUGAGAACCUCCUUCCCUCAGCCAGGGCAUUGAAAUUGGGUCGUGGAUGGGUAUUCCAGCAUGACAAUGACCCAAAACACACGGCCAAGGCAACAAAGGAGUGGCUCAAGAAGAAGCACAUUAAGGUCCUGGAGUGGCCUAGCCAGUCUCCAGACCUUAAUCCCAUAGAAAAUCUGUGGAGGGAGCUGAAGGUUCGAGUUGCCAAACGUCAGCCUCGAAACCUUAAUGACUUGGAGAAGAUCUGCAAAGAGGAGUGGGACAAAAUCCCUCCUGAGAUGUGUGCAAACCUGGUGGCCAACUGCAAGAAACGUCUGACCUCUGUGAUUGCCAACAAGGGUUUUGCCACCAAGUACUAAGUCAUGUUUUGCAGAGGGGUCAAAUACUUAUUUCCCUCAUUAAAAUGCAAAUCAAUUUAUAACAUUUUUGACAUGCGAUUAUUUUUUUGUUGUUAUUCUGUCACUGACUGUUCAAAUAAACCUACCAUUAAAAUUAUAGACUGAUCAUGUCUUUGUCAGUUGGCAAAAGUACAAAAUCAGCAGGGAAUCAAAUACUUUUUUCCCUCACUGUAUGCACUAUGAGAAGCGACUGGCCUUUGUAGCCACACUCUCUCUGUAAUUUAAUUCUGUUCUAGGUAUACUACUUCUAUAACAUAACGUAAUGCCCUCAGGCGCUGGCUCUGAUUGAGCUGUACAAUGCCCCAGAGGGACGAUACAAUAAAGACGUCUACCUCCUGCCAAAGAAGAUGGGUAAAACACACCACCUUACCUACCUACUGCUUCGUUACUCCGGUUUUGACAGGGUAUAGUGUGACUGUGUGUGUGCCUGCAUGCGUGUUUUCAGAUGAGUUUGUGGCCGGACUCCACCUGCCAACGUUUGACGCCCACCUCACAGAGCUGACUGAUGAGCAGGCCAAAUACCUGGGCCUCACUAAGACCGGACCCUUCAAACCAAACUACUAC